Zingiber officinale is the source of this 3612-nucleotide messenger RNA. RefSeq lists its product as uncharacterized. The transcript has 4 exons. Gene Ontology annotation, biological process: DNA integration. The record is from RefSeq and is a predicted model, not a curated record. NCBI's taxonomy places the organism in Eukaryota, Viridiplantae, Streptophyta, Magnoliopsida, Zingiberales, Zingiberaceae. Gene Ontology annotation, molecular function: zinc ion binding; nucleic acid binding. Bases 1 to 3612 code for a protein of 1203 amino acids.
AUGAAUGAGAUUAAAUCAGAAAUUGUACAGGAUAUGGCUGGUAGAAGGAACAACAAUAACGGAGAGUUGGGCGGUCAGAACAACCAGUUUCUAGAAGGACUUACUGCACUUCUACAUGAGCAGAACCGCAUUCAUGGGGAACAGAUUCAACAAAUAUUGCAGGCUAGGGAGCAGGGGAGCACCCCCAGACGUUCUACACCUAGUACGCAACUGGUUUACAAGCAGUUUCGGGAGCUUGGACCGACGGAGUUUAAAGGCACCACAGACCCAAUCGCUGCAGAGGGAUGGAUUCGGUCUCUGGAAACGAUAUUUGAUUUCAUGCAGCUCACAGAUGCGGACAAGGUCAGGUGCGCGAUAUUCCUGCUUCGGGAUGAUGCUCGGGUAUGGUGGGAGGGUGCGCGGCUGACUGUAGAUCUGACUAUCUUGACUUGGGCUAAUUUUAAGGAGGUAUUCUAUGGGAAGUAUUUCACAGUUGACAAUCGGACACGACUGGCACGGGAAUUCUUGGAGCUUCGUCAGGGAGAUAUGACGGUGGCAGAGUAUGUCAGGAGGUUCGAGAGAGGACGCUAUUUUGUACCUAUGAUUACCAGCCAACCAGUUGAAGAAUUGAAGCACUUCACCGAAGGGUUGAGGCCAGCUAUCCGCCAUGACGUCAGGCUGAGUCGGGUCACCACAUUCAGAGAGGCAGUUGACCAAGCGCUGAUGUCCGAAAGAGACAGAAAUGACAUGGUCAAGGAAGCUCAGAACAAGAGAUUGAGUUAUCAGGGGCGAGAUCAGCAAGAGCCGAGAAAGAAGAGGUCAGUUCCGGGUCAGAAUCCAGGAAAACAGUCGUUUAAGCAGGCACAGUCGCUGCAGCAAAUUCAGAAGACACAAGCAGCUGAAGGCACUGUUGUCAGGGCUGAAAACAAGGUUCACUGUUCUAAAUGCGAGAAGAUUCACGCUGGGCAGUGUUUGACGGGUACAGAUGCUUGUUAUAUGUGUAAGAAGUCAGGACACUUCGCAAGAGAGUGUCCACUGCUCAAGGAGCCAACCAAGGGGAGAGUAUUUGCGAUGACUCAAGAGCAGGUGGACCUGGACACAGCUAUUAUCACAGAUUCCGGAGCUACACAUUCCUUUAAAUCUGAGGCUUAUCUUACAAAAUUGGGCAUUAAACCUGAACGAAUGGUUGCGGAAUAUAGUGUUUCAUUACCAUCAGGGGAGGAAUUGCAUAGCAACAGAAUGGUAAAGAACUGUCAGAUGAUGAUGCAAGAUCAUAUGGUAGGCGCGAGGCUCAUUGUGUUGGAAAUAACAGAGUUUGAUGUGAUCCUUGGCAUGGACUGGCUGGUUCAGCACGAUGCAGUCAUCGAUUGUAAACAGCGGAAGGUCAAGUUGAAGCUACCAAAUGAAAAACUCCUUAUUUUUCAAGCAGCUUCACAAAUAGCUGUACCCCACAUGAUCUCCAUGUGCAAAGCUCGACGAAUGCUAAGCAAGGGAUGUGAGGGGCUCUUAGUUCACAUCUCGGUUAAGUCAGGGACACAACGACCAAGUUUGGAAGGAUGCUACAGGUCUACCCCCGACUCGGGAGGUGGAAUUCGGAAUACAACUAGUACCGGGGACUACGCCGGUGUCAAAAGCACCCUACCGGUUGGCGCCUACCGAAAUGAAAGAGUUGAAGGGGCAGUUGCAGGAAUUGCUGGACAAGGGUUUUAUAUGACCAAGCGUGUCACCAUGGGGAGCCCCGGUGUUAUUCGUACGCAAGAAAGAUGGGACCAUGCGACUGUGCAUCGAUUACCGGGAGCUGAAUCGAGUGACAAUAAAGAACAAAUGAAGGUGAAGGAGGAAGAUGUGCACAAGACAGCAUUCAGAACUCGAUACGGGCAUUACGAGUUCCUGGUUAUGCCAUUCGGACUCACAAAUGCCCCAGCGGCAUUUAUGGACUUGAUGAAUCGGGUAUUUCACUCCUACUUGGACCAGUUUGUUAUUGUCUUCAUUGACGAUAUAUUAAUUUACUCUCGAAAUUGCCGAGAACAUCAUCUGCAUUUAACCACGGUGCUACAGACGUUGAAGGAACAUCGGUUGUAUGCCAAAUUUAGCAAGUGUGACUUUUGGCUGAAUCAGAUUCCAUUUCUAGGGCACAUUGUCUCAGGGAAUGGGAUAGAAGUGGAUCCGGCCAAAGUGGAGGCAAUUCGGAAUUGGGAUACGCCAAAGAAUGCUUCUGAGAUACGGAGUUUCUUGGGGUUGGCAGGGUACUAUCGAAGGUUCAUCCAGAAUUUUUCCCAGAUUGCCUUGCCGCUGACCUCGCUGACUAAGAAGGGGGUAAGAUAUGAGUGGACAGAUCGGUGCAAGAAAAGCUUUGAGGAGUUGAAAGGAAGAUUGACGACGUCCUUAGUGCUUACGAUCCCGGAUGGUUCUGGACGGUUUGUGGUGUACACUGACGCCUCCAAAACUGGACUGGGAGCUGUGCUAAUGCAGAACGGGAAGGUCAUUGCGUAUGCCUCAUGUCAGUUGAAGGUACACGAGCAAAACUAUCCCACCUAUGAUUUGGAGCUAGCGGCAGUUAUAUUUGCUCUAAAGAUCUGGAGGCACUACCUUUACGGGGAACGAUGUGAGAUCUACACAGACCACAAAAGUUUGAAAUAUUUUUUCACACAGAAGGAAUUAAAUAUGAGACAGAGACAGUGGCUGGAAUUAGUGAAGGAUUACGACUGUAACAUCAACUAUCACCCGGGUAAGGCUAACGUGGUAGCUGAUGCUUUGAGCCGCAAAUCCGCUACGUUGUCGCAACUAACCAGCCAACAACAGUUGAUAUCGGAAUUUCAACGAUUGAAUUUGGAGGUAGUAGCGGCAAGGGAGCAGCUUAAAUUGUCAGCAUUGAUCGUAAAGUCAAAUUUACUAGAUCAGAUUCGGGAAGGACAGAUGGUGGAUCAACAGUUAACAGAAUGGAAGCGGAAAGAUGAAGAAAAAGGGCACGCUAUUUACUCUACUGUGGGUGGAGUUGUGCGAUACAAGGAUCGCAUCUGGGUACCUAAGAUGGGUACACUUCGAGAGGAGCUCAUGAAUGAAGCGCAUAACACCCCAUAUUCCACACAUCCUGGGAGCACAAAAAUGUACAGGGAUAUGAAGUUAUUGUAUUGGUGGCCGGGUAUGAAAAAGGACAUAGUCAAGGUAGUGCACGAAUGUCUCACAUGUCAACAAGUAAAGACUGAGCAUCAGAGACCAGCAGGAUUGCUGGAGCCACUUCCGAUCCCUGUCUGGAAGUGGGAAGAAGUUGCCAUGGAUUUCGUGGUGGGUCUACCAACCACUCCUAAGGGAUCAAACGUUGUAUGGGUCAUUGUGGACCGAUUGACCAAGUCAGCACAUUUCCUACCGGUAAAAACCACCUUCACAAUGACACAGUAUGCAGAGCUAUACAUAAAAGAAGUAGUGCGGCUACAUGGGAUCCCAGUUCAAAUUGUGUCAGACAGGGAUCCAAAAUUUACCUCGGGAUUCUGGGAAAGUCUACAUAGGGGAAUGGGUACCAGGCUGACGUUCAGUACUGCCUUCCAUCCCCAGACGGAUGGUCAGUCUGAACGGGUGAUUCUGAUUUUGGAGGACCUUCUACGAGCAUGUAUGAUGGAUUUCAAGGGGAAUUGA